This is a messenger RNA of Gilbertella persicaria, 848 nucleotides long. RefSeq lists its product as uncharacterized. The record is from RefSeq and is a predicted model, not a curated record. NCBI's taxonomy places the organism in Eukaryota, Fungi, Mucoromycota, Mucoromycetes, Mucorales, Choanephoraceae. Gene Ontology annotation, cellular component: nucleus. The transcript is spliced from 7 exons. The coding region runs from base 15 to 848 and encodes 277 amino acids. Gene Ontology annotation, biological process: regulation of DNA-templated transcription.
CAACUUUAUUUUAUAUGUGGCCUAUGCAACAUGGUCCAUUUUUUCUUUUUCUUUUUAUAAUGACAAAAUCACUCAUGGACAACUUGAUUUAUAUUGAUGACUAUAUUGAUGUUGUGGAAGCACUUCAAAUGGACCUUCAAAAGAACUUUACUUUGCUUAAAGAAAUGGAUGGCUAUGCACAAGAUGCCACUUGUUCAGCAGCCAAGGCAGCUAUUUCAUUGAUUGAUACUAUUGAAACACUUGAUCCUAAUGAGAGAUUGAACCAACUUCAACAUCUAGUUGAACUAUUAGGAGAAACUGUCCAGAGAAGUAGUGAAAAGGCUGCAUUAGCCAAAGUCACGUUGGAUGCCGUGGACCGUCAUUGCAAUCGAUUGGAUGCAGAUUUGGUCAAGUUUGAAGAAAGUCAUCCGAUAGGCGCUAUUCGUAUUGCUUCUUUACCUGGCCUGACACCUUCUUCAAGAAGUUUACGCGACUAUUCUAGAACUUCUUUCAAAGACAAGAUGGCCAAAAAAAUGAAUGAGAAGCAAUCUGUCAAAAAACGACGUAUGGAUGAUAAAGACAUGGCUCGAUCCUUAAAAGAAACAACCAGAAAGACAAAACUCAAGACAUUACCUUCAAGGAAGAACAAUGGCAAAUUAAAAACAUCGGAUACAGACAUGUCUGUAGAUCCAAAUGAACCUGUUUAUUGUUAUUGUCAAAGUGUUUCUUAUGGAGAAAUGGUGGCUUGUGAUAAUGCUGAUUGUGAUAUUGAAUGGUUCCAUAUUGGUUGUGUUGAUCUAAAAGCAGCACCCAAGGGUAAAUGGUUUUGUGAUAACUGUAAUAAAUACAAAACCAAGCAUAGAAGAUAA